This is a messenger RNA of Sinocyclocheilus anshuiensis, 462 nucleotides long. Its product is annotated as antimicrobial peptide NK-lysin-like. Gene Ontology annotation, biological process: defense response to bacterium; lipid metabolic process. Lineage: Eukaryota; Metazoa; Chordata; Actinopteri; Cypriniformes; Cyprinidae. The record is from RefSeq and is a predicted model, not a curated record. The transcript is spliced from 5 exons. The coding region runs from base 37 to 462 and encodes 141 amino acids.
CUUCUUCUUCACGCUGGUUAGAGAUCAUCUGCUAAGAUGCUCCGCAACAUCUUUCUUGUCAGCUUGCUCGUAUGUGCAGUCUGUGCAGAUCAUUGGGAGAUCCGUGAAGUGGACUCGGCUGAGGACCAAGAUGAAGAGAUCUCUGCUGACGGCAUGCCGAAACAGCAGAUAUUUAGUAAGUGCAAUACAUGCAAAACCAUCAUGAAGGCAGUGAAAAAGAAACUCUCCCCUAAUGCAACGCCGGAUGAAAUCAAAACCAAGCUGAACAAGGCCUGUGAUAAAUUUAAGCUGGUGAGUGGUCAGUGCAAGAAACUUGUUCAGAAGUAUCUGCACAAUAUAAUUGAUGAGCUGAUGACGGAUGACGGGCCAAACACCAUCUGUAUCAAAAUUCAUGCCUGCAAGCCAAAACCACCCAUAAAGGAGUUCAUUUUUGCACAUGAUCAAGCUCAUGACAAUUUCUGA